AUGGAGUAUGCAAAUCCACUUGAGAGGAACUACAUAGUUGGGGAAGUGCUUGGCAUUGGCACCUUUGCAAAGGUGAAAAUUGCACAGCAUGUUCGGACUGGGCAGAAUGUUGCUGUUAAAAUCAUCAACCGUACGAUGAUGAGGAGCCCUACAAACCAAGAAAAGGUGAGGCGAGAAAUAAAAAUAGGGCAACUGUGCGUGCAUCCGCACGUGAUCCGUGUCUACGAAGUUAUAGAGACACCAACGAAUAUCUAUGUGAUCAUGGAGCACAUGAUGAAAGGAGAGCUCUUUGAUUAUAUUACAGAAAAGAAAAGGUUGCAAGAAGAUGAAGCUAGACACUAUUUUCAACAGAUUAUCGCGGGAGUGGAGUAUUGCCAUAGGAACAAUGUGGUUCAUCGCGACCUUAAACUGGAGAAUUUGCUUUUAGAUGAAAAAGGAAAUGUGAAGAUUGCUGAUUUUGGACUAAGCAAUAUUAUGAAAGAUGGCAAUCUUCUCAGAACAGCUUGUGGAAGCCCUAACUAUGCUGCACCAGAGAUUAUUUCCGCACAACCUUAUGGGCCUGAAGUCGAUAUUUGGAGUUGCGGUAUUAUUCUGUAUGCUCUUCUCUGUGGGGCUCUUCCUUUUGAUGAUACAAACAUCCCCUUUCUCUUCAAGAAAAUUAAGGCUGGAAGGUAUAGUCUUCCGGACCAGUUGUCUGCUGGAGCUUGUGAUUUGAUUAAGAGAAUUCUUGUGGUCGACCCUACGAGGAGGUUGACGAUUCAUGGCAUACGACAACAUCCUUGGUUUAUACUAAAUCUUCCUCCCUGUUUAACUCUAAAUGCAGCCCAACAUAUUGAUGAUGAGAUCAUUGAACAAGUUGUUGUGUUAGGGUUUGACAGGGGCCAGCUUAUUCAUUCACUACAGAGCAACCUUCAAAAUGAUGCUACCAUUACUUACUAUCUGCUAUUGGAUCACCGGUCGAACAAUGCAACUGCCUCCUCCUCUUCUACGCCUUUUUCAUGGCGCGGCUUGACUUCAUCACUAUGUUUACUUGUGAAAAAAGGCCUAUGA
Molecule: messenger RNA, 1050 nt
Organism: Salvia splendens (bonfire salvia)
Lineage: Eukaryota; Viridiplantae; Streptophyta; Magnoliopsida; Lamiales; Lamiaceae
Product: SNF1-related protein kinase catalytic subunit alpha KIN10
Exons: 6
Coding region: 1-1050 (349 amino acids)
Biological process (GO): intracellular signal transduction; protein phosphorylation
Cellular component (GO): cytoplasm
Molecular function (GO): ATP binding; protein serine/threonine kinase activity
Source: RefSeq, a predicted model, not a curated record